GUCUGGGGAUGCGCGAGGGGAGCAAGGGCAUGCUCCGUGGGGGCGGCGGCGAGACGGGCCUGGCAAACGCCGCGGCGCGGGGGCAAGUGGAGAAGGUGCGGCAGCUCCUGGAGGCCGGCGCGGAUCCCAACGGAGUCAACCGCUUCGGGAGACGAGCUAUCCAGGUCAUGAUGAUGGGCAGCGCCCGCGUGGCCGAGCUGCUGCUGCUCCACGGCGCGGAGCCCAACUGCGCGGACCCGGCUACCCUCACCCGACCGGUGCACGACGCCGCCCGGGAGGGCUUCUUGGACACGCUGGUGGCGCUGCACCGGGCCGGGGCGCGGCUGGACGUGCGCGACGCCUGGGACCGCCUGCCCGUGGACCUGGCUGAGGAGCGGGGCCAUCGCGACGUCGCGCGGUACCUGCACGCGGCCGCGGGGGACUGACGGCGGAUGCACCCAGCCGCCCACGACUUCUUUCUCCCCAGUACCCCACCCCCGCCUACUUCCUGAGGGCUGCAAACGUG
This is a messenger RNA of Carlito syrichta (Philippine tarsier), 505 nucleotides long. It is a transcript of the gene CDKN2B, whose product is annotated as cyclin dependent kinase inhibitor 2B. Gene Ontology annotation, molecular function: cyclin-dependent protein serine/threonine kinase inhibitor activity; protein kinase binding. NCBI's taxonomy places the organism in Eukaryota, Metazoa, Chordata, Mammalia, Primates, Tarsiidae. Gene Ontology annotation, cellular component: nucleus. Gene Ontology annotation, biological process: regulation of cyclin-dependent protein serine/threonine kinase activity; negative regulation of cell population proliferation. The coding region runs from base 9 to 425 and encodes 138 amino acids. The record is from RefSeq and is a predicted model, not a curated record. The transcript is spliced from 2 exons.